CACAAGGAGCACAUGCGGCCAGACGGGUCAGUCGAGGUCAGGAUUACAUCAGAGUGUCAGCUGGAGGCAUCACAAGAAUCAACUGGAGCCUCUUUCUCCCUGCCACCUCGUUCGACUACGCAUCCUGCGGUCCGGCCAUCAUGGGUUCCAAACAGAGCAGCCACACGUUUCACUGCAACGAGUUCCUGAAUGGAAAGGGACCCCCUGCACUGAUUACACAAGCUAAUGAGGAGAUGAAUAUCAGGUACAAGGAGCUCAGGAGGGUGCAGCCCGACGGCCAGAUGACCUGGGUGAUCCUCCACCGAGACCUCCCUGGCUACCAUAGCGACAACACGCUGCAGAUCAGCUUCAUCUUCCCCGACGGCGUGCAGACGGAGAGUCACCCUAACCCUGGGAAGCCCUUCGCCGGGCUGCGGCAGUGGGCCUACCUGCCCGAUAACCGGGAGGGCCGCAAGGUCCUGCAGCUGCUGGACAAGGGCUUCAGCCGGGGCCUCAUCUUCACCGUGGCAACCAAUGAGGAAGGAGUGGACAUAGUGUCGCCGGUGGACGUCCCUCUCAAGACGCAGCCAGAUGGCGGGACUUCGAAGACCAGCUACCCAGACCCCGACUACCUGAAGAACGUGAGGAAGAUACUCAAAGACAAAGACAUUGAGUAAGACCAGACAGACGGACAGAAGGACGGAAGAUUGUGGGGACUGACAGAGCCCUGGCGGCACAACGAUUUGAGAUAUGCAGCAGGUCUACCUGAUCGCUAUGCAACAUCUGCCUUAAACUAUGGCUUGAUACCUGGUUAUGUACAUUCCUCGGGUGACGUGACUUGUAAGAGGAACUGCCAAAGCAUCUCUCCAAAGCAAGAUAAAGAAGGUUCUGAUAGACACGAAAACUGAAGAUACAACUGUCGUUAACAGUGUACAGUAUGAUCAGAAUCCAGUCUGUAUUGAAAACUAGAUUUAUAUGAACACACACAGCAAUAUUUUAUCUUAGUGCAUUAUAACAUGCAUGAACUGCCUCUGCUUACCUGUACAAAAGUAUUUUUUUUUCCUUUUUAAAAAUAUAUUUAAUGCAUUAAACAUGCUCCAAUUA
Messenger RNA from Gadus morhua (Atlantic cod), 1083 nucleotides. It is a transcript of the gene dtx3la, whose product is annotated as deltex E3 ubiquitin ligase 3L a. Lineage: Eukaryota; Metazoa; Chordata; Actinopteri; Gadiformes; Gadidae. Gene Ontology annotation, biological process: protein ubiquitination; Notch signaling pathway. The record is from RefSeq and is a predicted model, not a curated record. The coding region runs from base 141 to 656 and encodes 171 amino acids. The transcript has 5 exons.